UCCCCACUCAGCCUCGUCAUCAGCAGCAAGCUCUCACCUCCAAUCAUGACACAUGUAGACCCCGUCAACCUUGACCCGAUUCCGCCGCUUCUGGACUCUUACACCUUCCACUCGGUGCUGCCGGACGACUUCGACCCAACGUCCGACGAGAACAAGGAAGGAUGGAUCAUGGGCAUCGACGAGGCCGGGCGCGGACCGGUCCUAGGGCCCAUGGUAUACGCAGCAGCUUACUGCCCCAUGUCUUUCAAAUCAACACUGGAGGGUAUCGGGUUCGAUGACUCCAAGGCUCUGAAACCCGAGGUUCGGCAGGCGCUUUGGGAGUCGUUCGACGUCAACGCGCCCUUGUGUUAUUCUUCAUGCACCCUGUCCCCACAGGCUAUCUCAGCGGGCAUGCUGCGCCGCGUGCCGAUCAAUUUAAACCAGCAGGCGCAGGACGCGACCAUGGGUUUGAUCCGCGACGCAUUGGACCGCGGGUUAAACAUCCGCGAGUGCUUCGUCGACGCGCUCGGUCCGAGCCAGGUGUGGCAAGAUCGGCUGAGUGCGGCCUUCCCUACUAUCAAGUUUCUUGUGUGCCCCAAGGCCGAUAGCUUGUUCAAGAUUGUCGGAGCAGCGUCUAUCAUCGCCAAAGUCACGCGCGACCGGUAUAUCGAACACUGGACAGACCCAGAAGGUCCACUGCCAGGUCAGGACGCGGCGGAAGUGAUCCACGGGAGCGGAUAUCCAUCGGACCCAAGGACGCAGGCCUUCCUACGCGAACACGUCGACCCUGUGUUCGGGUACCGCGGAAUGGUGCGCUUUUCGUGGGCGACAGUGCGCGUGCUGCUGGAGAAACAAGGCGCGACAUGUGUGUGGGCCGACGACGACCAGCAGCCAUCGGCCAAGGCCUACUUCGCGGAUACGGAUAAAGGACGGCCCAAAAUGUGGCGUGACCUGGGCAUCUCGGCUGUAGGCGAGCUGUGAGCGAGCGCUGCUGCUCGCAGGAUAACGCGAUAACUGAACGGCAACGGGUAGUCCGACAUCUGUGGAGUCCAGGGUGUGCACGUGUAGAGAACAUGCGGACGUAUGGCAUGUCGUGUCGAGGCGGUCGAGGGCUGAUGAGGCUGGACCAGGCGCUCAGACAUGUCCAGUCCUAGGUGCGGGGCAUAUGCGGCGAUGGUGGGCAAAGACUUUGCGAGCGCGUAGCGCCAGGGAGCCGGCUCGGGGCUUGCAAGGUUGUCCGGCCCCAGAGAGGACUGUGGGGGCUGGGGGCGGAAUGCAAAACCUAAUGGCCAUUAGGAAUGUGGCAUAACAAUGAUGAUGUGAUGGUAAU
Messenger RNA from Cutaneotrichosporon oleaginosum, 1309 nucleotides. RefSeq lists its product as uncharacterized. The record is from RefSeq and is a predicted model, not a curated record. Gene Ontology annotation, biological process: DNA replication, removal of RNA primer; mismatch repair. Gene Ontology annotation, cellular component: ribonuclease H2 complex. Gene Ontology annotation, molecular function: RNA-DNA hybrid ribonuclease activity; RNA binding. Lineage: Eukaryota; Fungi; Basidiomycota; Tremellomycetes; Trichosporonales; Trichosporonaceae.